UUGGAUAUGGUCAACCCAUGAGUCCAUGCUGCUUUGUAUCAACAUUGGUCCAGAAGUCAGGUCCAGCCUUAAUACAGAAGACUGAUGAAUAGUUUGUGUAAUGCAUUUUGGAAUCAAUUGCAUACUGGAUAUGGUCUUAUGCUGCUUUGUAUCAGCCUUGCCUCUGAAGUCAGGUCCUGCCAUGAUACACAAAGCCGAUUCUUAUAGAAACGAAAAGCAAAACACACAAGGCUGAUUGAUAGUUCUGUAGUGCAUUUUCAGAAUGAACUGCAUCCUGAGUAUGUUGCAAGAGACUUCAAUUUAUCUCCUGGCUGCUUUUCAGGUUUAGUUACGUUCAAGGAGGUGAUUGGACAAAUAGCGUACAUAGACGGCAUUUCUUCCAGACAAGGCAGUGUGGCUGCUAAGUUUUUCUGCUGAAAUCGGCAAUUUUAUCUGGUCAUGGAGAAUAAUGAAGUUAUGAGAAAAUACAUGUUGCCCUGUUUGGUCCACAUUAUAGAGUAAAUAAUGAAGUAGGAUUUGAAGCUUACCACUGGCGGGGGUUUGGACUAGGCAUUUAUGCGGAUUUAAGUCGAAUAUAUUUCAUUGAUAUGUAGAUAUUUCAUUGUGUUCUACUACCUAGGAAUCCAUAAGAUUGCAUGUUUCUAACAGAUUUUGACUUGUAUGACCUUGAUAAUUGGUAUGGCCCCUUUAUAAGGCUGAAUUUGCCGAAAUGGUGGACAGUAAUCGUUCCACAUAUAUUUAUCUGUUAAAUUUCUCCUAGUAAAUUAGUGAUGCAGCUCUAAGCAUGACCAUUUCAGUCCAUAUAUGAAGUAUGCUCUUCACUACCUCUUAAUUUUAGUCGGAUGUAAUUCUUCUAGUUGCUGUACAAGUUAAAUGAAGACCUUCAUUUGGUGUUAAAACUUUUGAGACUUAUUGGCAGCAUGCAGCCAUUUUUCAACAGCAUGAAAUUACAGUCUUCAUUGGGAUUAGACAAAAGUGAUAAAGUCCAAUAAGGUGAAUCCAAGGGAUAAUUAAUGUAAGUAAUGCUCCUAAAGAGACGUAAUUUAUAAAUUGUUUAUGGAAAUCAAUAUCAUUGUGGAUCGGUGGUCAUAGCUUAAAUUUUUAUUUUGGUUCUAGUUGCGUAAUGUCACUAUAUCAGUAGUUGGAUUUAUUUUUAAUCAAUUUCCAGGACACUUAACAAGACCAGUUCAUCUGCACUCUCGACGACUGGAAUCCGACCUAUUCUCGUUAUUGUUAUUAUUAGCCUCAUACUUGUGUGAUGCACAUGUUAUUAUUGAAAGAAGGAGAAAAUAGAAGUUUUAUAUUCAUUCACUUCAAUUUUUUGGUGUUUAAUUUUACCAUAAUAAUCCUUCUAGAUAAUUUCAUUAUGACUUUCUUUCUUAUUCCAAAGGUAUUGUGGGCAUUUUAAAAAUUAGUGUAACUUUUGACACCAAGCUUUGACUGUCCUUCACGAGAGAUAGAGAUUAUUAUUAUAAUUAGCAUCGUGGUCAUCAUCAUAAACCAUGUAGUUUAUUCUCUGAGCAAGUGGAUAUGAACACCAAUGAGCAUGAGUUUUAGUUUUUGUCAUGUUUUAUUUAUUUUGAGUGACCUGUUCCCAGCUACCACCUCCCUUGUUCUGGGUUUUUUAGUGUGGUUUCUAUAGUCUCAUGCUUUGCUUCUUGUGGUUAGUUUCUUGCCGGCCUAUUCUUGAAACCUUGUUUUGGUGGUUUUCAUUUUCCAAUGGCCCUGCUUAGAGCCUCAGCUGAACCGGCUUCUCCUCGUCGGUGGAAGCAUGAUGUGUUUUUAAGUUUCAGGGGUGAAGACACCCGCAAGGGCAUUGUUUCCCAUUUAUACAAUGAGCUGCAAAACAGGAGAGGGAUUAAAACAUUCAAGGAUGAUCAGCAGCUUGAAAUAGGGACAGCUAUUUCUCCAAGUCUCCUAACGGCAAUCCAAGAAUCAUGGUUUGCCAUCAUUGUUCUCUCGCCAAAUUAUGCUUCUUCUUCUUGGUGUUUGGAUGAACUUGCACACAUUUUUCAAUGCAUGGAAGACAAGAACAGAAUUCUGCCUCUUUUUUAUCACGUUGAUCCCUCUGACGUACGCCAUCAAAGGGGAAGUUUUCAAGUAGCCUUCACUAAACAUGAACAACUGUCUAGGCAAGACAUGGACAAGGUCAAGCAGUGGAGAGAUGCUUUAAAUAAAGUUGCCUAUCUCUGUGGCUGGGAUGCCAAGAAUUAUGAAUCCGAAAGGGAGCUUGUCAAAAGCAUUGUGACAUUUGUGUGCAGCAAAGUACUUCAAGUUUCACGACCUAUUGAAAUGGAGUCUAUAAUGCAUACUGGAGAUUUUGAGGCAUUUGAAGCAACCAGACAAGCUAUGGAUAAGGUCAUGUCGGCACUUAAAGAUGAUAACAUCACUGUCAUUGGCAUCAACGGAAUGGGAGGUGUCGGCAAAACAACCAUGGUUACAUAUGUCAGUUCACAAGCCAAAAGAGACGGGAUCUUCGAUCAUGUGAUUAUGGCUUGUAUAUCUGAAAACCCUGACUUGAUCAAAAUUCAAGGCAUAUUAGCAGAUAUGUUGGGAAUGCAAUUGAAAGAGGAGACAGAAAUUGGAAGAGCUGGUAGAUUGAAGGAUAGAAUAAUGAGAGGAAAUAGGGUUCUUAUAAUCUUGGACGACCUGUGGAAGAAUAUAAAUUUAUCAAGCAUAGGAAUUCCCAGCUACAAUGAGCUUAGAAAGUGUAAGUCUAAACUCUUGCUCACCACAAGGAGAUUAUCUGUUUGUCAUGUCAUGAGGAGCCAAGCAAUCAUCCCUCUUAACAUCCUAUCAAAAGAAGAUUCUUGGAGCUUGUUUGUAAAGGAAGUGGGACAUUCUUUUCAUGAAUCCACCAGAUUUUAUGAUAUAGCGAGGAAGGUAGCUAGAGAAUGUGCUGGUCUCCCAAUUGCAUUGAUAACAGUUGCAAGGGCACUGCGAUAUAAAGACAUGGAAGAAUGGGAAGAAGCAGCUCGACGACUAGGGAUGUCUCAACCUGCCAGCCUUGAUGAUGAGGGAGAUGUUUUCAAAUGUAUAAAGUUGAGCUAUGAUUACUUGAAAAGUGAUCUUGCCAAGUCAUGCUUCUUGCUUUGCUGUCUAUUCCCAGAAGACUAUGACAUCCGCAUUGAAGACUUGCUUAAAUAUGGGAUCAGUCAUGGUUUAUUUCGAGAUUCCAACACCAUGAAUGAAGCCAGAGCCAGAAUACAUUCGGUGGUCAAGUACCUUAAAGCAUCAAACUUGCUUUCAGACAGUGAAAUAGAUGGAUGUGUAAGGAUGCAUGAUGUCAUUCGGGAUAUGGCCAUAUCAACUACAUUAUCCGAGAACAACAAUGGGUUUUUGGUGAAAGCUGGUUUACACAACCUUUCCGAAGAGUUGAAAAGGUCUCGAGUUGAGGAGCGAUGGGAGCGUUUAGUUGGUGCAGUAUUAUGUUGGAAAGGAAAGGAAUCAACUUUUGAAAAUGGGAGCCAUGGUAUUGGCAUUGAUGCAAGCUCUCAAGCUAAUUGGGAAGUUCAGGAAAUCCUGAAAGUUGCUGAUGAAAUCCAACUUAACGAUCCCAUUGUCAGUAGAAUCUUAUGCGAGCACAGUUAUCAAUUGGCACUGUAUUUGAAUUCUAAUAGCGACCGAAACGGAGUAUUACAACUCAAGAGUGGAUUGAUGAAUGUCUGGAAGCAAAAGCAAGCACGGCUGGGGGGUGAAACUGUGGAUAGAAGCCAAGACUUUCUUGUCUUACAGAAGUUCUAUAAACUUUAUAGAGAGAAGAAUAAUGUAGAAAAGCUGCGGGAGGAAGAAAUGAAGUUGAGGGAAUCUGGAUCUAUCUGUGCAAAUCUGGGGGAGUUGGAGAGAAAAACAAGUAUAAGGAAAAGAGUUUCUGCAACUCUAAGAAUUCUGGAGACAGUUUUGGAGCAGCUGGAGGAAACUCCCGACGAGAAAACGUCUCAAGUUGAGGAGCGUGGUACUUGCGAUAUUGGAAAAACAUCUCAAGUUGAGGAGCGAUGGGAGCAUAUAGUCCAUGCAGUACUAAAACGGGAAAGGCUGGGAACUGAUGCAUACAGGCGGCAUGGUACAGGCAUUGUUGGAAAAGUUCGAUCUUCAUUUGCAAUUAGCAGGGUUAUAAAUAAAAUUUUGGACGCUGCAGAUGAAAUUGAAGAUGAAAAUCUUAUUGCCUCUAGAAUCUUAUGUGAUCAGGGUUAUUUGUUGCCUCGAGAUCUGGAUAGUGAUAGUGAAGGAAAUGGAGUAUUACAGUUUAAGGCUAGUCUGAUGAGUGUCACUAAGGUAUUAUCAUUUGGAUCUGUUAUGUAAUUCCACUCAUAAUGGAUCAAUAUGUGGGACAUCUUUUAUGAAUGCAGCCAUGUAUAAACAUGUUGACCAGCGUUUGAACGAAAUCUUGAAAUGUUUUCUUUCUGACAACAUAUGUGGAAGCACUGAUGUCAUGCUAGUUUCUUUGUCUGUGUUUGGGUACAUAAUCCAUUAUAAAUGAAUUAAUUAUGAGUCAGGAUUCAUGAUCUUGAUGAUUCAUACUGAUUCAUCUUCAUUUUGUUUAUUUUUUUUUUUUGAAUAAAUGGGGUUUGGAACCCAGUCAAACUGGGAGGCUCAUCCCCACGCCCAUGUUAUUAUUAAUAAUAUUUUGUUGCAUCGGGGGGGACGUAAUACCUGUACCCCGAGCAUACAUAGUUGCGUGACAAUUAUCCUCAUAGAGGACAUCCUGUAGGAAGACAGGUGCCUCAACUAAAGAGAGAUCCACAACAUGAUCUAAACUAGCAAAGUGAGCUAAUCUAUCGAUCAUCUUCACUAUUUGCUUCAUUUUGUUUAUAAAUAUAUCUAGAAUUUGGGCGUCAUCUGAGUUCAGGCUAUUUCAUUUACUGCUACAUUAUUAGGCAGGAAGACACUUGUUAGUUAGUUUGACUGUAUUAGGACUGUUGUUGAUGCAUUUUCUUUUGUUUCAUUGAGGUGGACGAUAUUGAUGUACUGCUUGUUUUAUUAAUAGAAAGGCUUCUUUCUUCUAAAAAGACGUUGGUGUUUACUUAGGUAGAAGUAUCUUUAGAAAAAUUACAGCUUCUUUUGACAAUUUGACCAUUAUGUUUGUAAUUCAAUUAUUGUUGGAUUUCUGUAAUUCAGUUUGGAUAUAACUUGUACUAUUUGGUUCCUUUGAACAAAAUUUUCAGCAAGGGCUAUCUUUGAGGAGAAGUGCAACCGCAACCAUAGAUAGAAGUGAAGACUUUGUUCUAUUACAACAGUUCUAUAAACUUUAUAGGGAGAAGAAUAAUGUCGAAAAGCUGCUGCAGGAAAAAAUGAAGAUGAGGGAGUG
Rosa rugosa (rugosa rose) is the source of this 5308-nucleotide messenger RNA. Its product is annotated as TMV resistance protein N-like. Lineage: Eukaryota; Viridiplantae; Streptophyta; Magnoliopsida; Rosales; Rosaceae. The record is from RefSeq and is a predicted model, not a curated record. Gene Ontology annotation, molecular function: ADP binding. Gene Ontology annotation, biological process: signal transduction. The transcript is spliced from 10 exons. The coding region runs from base 1720 to 4302 and encodes 860 amino acids.